AUGUAUCUUGAAUGGAUCUUCAUCGUAGCUGCAAUGAUGGCUCUAACGGUAAGAAGAUUUUUUAGAACUUUGUAGCUUUUUGAAAAUUAAAUGAAAUGGUCAUAAAUUGCGGAGAAAUCACAUAUUGGCUUUGAUACCUGAACUUGACAAAAUUUGAGUUUAGGAAGUGGCUGGCUUCGAAGUAGGAAGUGGGUCAGCCGUGUGGGGCGCCAGAGCCCCACAUUAUAGCAAAUCCACUUUGCCUCGUCAAACCUCUGUGUUCAUACGAAAUUUGGUUUUUGUGGACAAUAAAACGGUAUGAACCUUUGUGAAUGCAAUAAAUUUUGAUGAUUUUCAGACCAAGUACUAUGAUUUCGAUAUGAUUCGUGUCAAAGAAAACGUCAUGAAAGUUAUUGAUGAAGCCAAUUUGGUUCGAUUUUACUGUGAAAUUCUUGUAAUCAAAUUUUUCUGCAGUAUUUGAACCAACUCAGCGUCGGAAUAAUUGUUGUUGAUAUCUAUCAAACGAUGCGCGAAGAUCUCAGUCUGCAAUCUUUCUCUGAGUAUCGCGACCAAAGGUGAAAUUCCUGUGCAAUAUUUUUUAUUGUUUUAAACUUGCAGACGGCAUAAGCUUCCUCCACACGACUUCGCAACUUUGAUGUCUUUCAAGUAUCCGGGUGGUCUUGCAUAUGUUGACGCCAUGUGUACUUCUCAAUCGGUGUCCCUCUGCGGGGUAAGUUCUUUUUUCUAGGAAAUUUGUCGAUAGAUCAACCGUCAACGAUUAUUUGGAGAGCUCUUCUAUUGCUCUUUUAAUUUCUUUUCUAAUUCAUUGUUAUUUUUCUCAUUAAUGAAAUAAAAAUAGUAAAAUAGAUACAAAAAAAGCGGUGCCGAGCUUUUUUAAUGAUCGGUGGCGCUUGAAUUGAACUCGUGCCAAGAACCGCGUACGCGCACGCUACGCCUCCCGCCAACUUCUCCGCUUUUCUUGUCAAGUCGGGAAGGAUGAACUAUAUUCCAAUCCUAACUCACCUCUGCAUCACGAAAUAACCUUUUUUUGGCUCGAAAACGUGGCGGAAGACGUUGUGAAAUAUCGGCGAAGCUCUGAAUAAUUCUCGACUCUCCCACUUGUUUCGGCCAGAAAAGAUCUAUAACUGGCAUGAACGUCUCAUUGUGCCAACCGCUGUGCUGCAUAUUUCACGAUGGCGGAUGGGUGACUAAUGCAUGUGCUGCGGGAAAUUGCCGUUCGGUGGAUUCAAUCAGCGACGACGCGCCCCAGCCUAAGGAGCUUUUAAUUGCGAGAGCUUGUUCACCAUAAGACGCCUAAUUUUCGAGGGGCUUUUGAGAGAAAACCUGACGAGAAUCUCAGUUUUUUUUACUGGUUAUCUGGAAAAAAUUUUCCAGUGCGGUAGUUUUUUUUAAAUCUUAAAACAAGCUCUUAUCAUAAAACAAGAAAACACGGUCAAAAAUGACAUCAAAUGAGUCAAAUUUUCACAGAUCAGUAACGCCAACUUUGUUUUUCAGUUCUAUCCGCAAGAGCCUCGAGCUAUGGGAGCCAUUUAUUUCCACGAAAUAGCCCACUUGGUCGGAGUCCCACAUUUGCCAGACAAUGAAACAUUGUACGUUUCCAACUGCAAAUGCGCCAACAGUGACGAAAAUGACGGGAAGACCAAAAAAGAGUGUUUGAAAAUACCGUGAGUUUCAUUUUUGAUUCGUAAUCAUGGCAUUUCGGAUUUUUUUUGUUGUUAAAAAAAAGCAAAAAUUAUGUUUGCAGCGGAUUCACACACGAAUGUACCGCUCAACACUUUGUCAACGUGAUCUACAAAAAAAAGUGCCUUUCUACAUACCCUCUUUUUACGAGGUAAAUUGAUUGAAUUUUUGAUGUUUAUUUCUAAAAAAUGAUAUGAAAAAUUUUUCUUUUCACGUAAUGUUUCCUUUUUCUUGAAAAUUUCGUUUUUCAAAAAUAGUAGAUCAAAAUAUGUGUCUAUUUUGAUCAAGUCUUUCCAUGAUGUAGAAGACGAAAAAACAUCAAAGUAGAGAUUUAUAAUUUUUCCUAUGAAGACCCAUCAAAAAUCAUGUUCUUCCACAUUUGCGAGAUAAUUUUUCAGAAGAAAAAUGGGUGUUUUCCCUUUUCGUUGCUGCACCUGUUUCCUAUAGAUCUUCAAGAAUGAUUAACCGCUGAAUUCGGUACUAAAAACGCCUCACAGCGUGUUGAUCUCAAAAACGUUCUCAAAAACUCGAUAUUUUUCCUAUUUUGAUCGAACUCGAUUCUUCACUGCUUUUCCAUUUUUCUAUUGUACUAUUGUUUUUCCAGUAGAAAAAUUAAUAAUCUAAUUUUUGUUCAUUACAAAUAACCAAAAGCCCGAGAACUAACUCUUUGAGAAAAAAAGCUCGUUUGUCCCCAAAUUCAUCAUUCAAAAAAAGCUGUCAGAAACCCCCCACGUGUUUGCGAAAUCGUAGAAACGAAGAAAGUGCAGUACACAGCUGAGAGUGGAAAAAUUUCUUACGAAACGUUCAGUGGGUGCGCGGCGUAAAAUUUUUGGCAUUUUGCUCUUUUUCAAAAAAAUUCAGAAUGUACUGAAUUUUUUUUCUUUUAACUUUGCCCUUCUUUGUUUUGAAGUUAUGCAUUCAGCAGAUCUCAUUAAUCACGUUCAGUAUUCAGAUGAUUUCAUUCUUUAUCACCAUUACAGUAUUGCUUGAAGUCAGUCUUCAUACUGAGCUUCUUCAAAUUUCUCAACAAAAUUUUUUGAAUGGAAGUCAUUUUCAAACAAAAAAAAGUCACUCAUUAGCGUCAUAUGCUCCUGCCGCAGCGUUUUGAAACUUUUCCCCUUACACAUACAGACUGGCGAUCAGUUUCCAGUUUCCACUGGACAAUUGCUUAUGCUGGUCUAAACUUAAUUAGAAGGUAUCUGAUGUGAACAUCGCACAUUGGGUCAGAUUUUGUGGACUACAAAAAGUCUGCGGAAGUGUUAGAAGAACUCAAAAAUUCGUUUCGAUUCAGUUUUUCAAAUUGAAAAAAAUCUUUUUUGGAAACUGAUUUUUAAGCGGAAUUGAAUUUCUUUCAACGCAAAGUUUUUUUAGUCACGGAUAAAACUGACUGUGUGCUGAAUAACAACUUUUGAAGCCAAGUCUUAAAACCGCCUUUGGCGAACUAGAACUCUAUACGUGUUGUUGAUCAAGUUGGGCCUUGUCGAGCUAAGAAUGUAACGGAUUUUUUCGUUUGAGUUCCCUUUUCUUGAAUGUUUUUUUGAAUUCCAAGCAAGAAAAAACCAACUGAAACUGUGAUCUAAUACAAAAGUCUGGCGCGCACUAACAGUAUUUAGCCAAGAGUUGUUGACCAGAGCGUGCAAUAUUAGCCGUGUUAAUGCACACAAAAAGGUAAAAAGCACGUCGUCGCGUGGGCGAUAACCAGUUGUGAUCUCUCUCCAAUUUGUUUGCGUUGUAGAAGUGAGCCCCUAUGCGGAAAUAGUGUCGUCGAAGACGGCGAGCAGUGCGAUUGUGGUAUUCCCAGCCGCUGUCUUGACUUCAACUGCCAGCCUUACACCUGCCGCUACCGUAUGCACCCGGCUUUUUUGGUGAGUGGAGUAUAGACGCAUUCUUUCAGGUGUUUAACUGUUGAAUCAUUCUGAAAAUCAUGCUUUUUUUGAACCAGUCUUAAACCAGCUGAGCCGUGGAUUAAGCUCAAUUUUCCAGUUGAAACAAAGAGUUCAACCCAGAAGUUGUUCUCUCUAUCAGGCUUUCGAGAAGUUUUAUUUCAAAAUGAAUUUAAAAUUCGUAAAUGGCUGCACGAGAAGUUUAUGCGAUACCAACCAAAUUGCCGCAAUAGUAAUGCGAGUAACUGCGGCAGCACUUUGUAACACGGAAGCAACUGUUGCGAGUGAAUGGUUCGCCCUUGCAGCGGCGGAUCAACUUGUUGCCGUCAGCUCGUAGUCGCCAGACUUCACUUAACUAUUUUUUUCUUUCUCACAUGAUUUUCAUCCUAAUUUUUUUCAUAACUUUUUCCUAAAGAGUCUGAUAGUUUUGUGUGGAUCAAUGGAAAAAUUUCUAAUAAGCAAUUAUUAUAUUGUGUAAUUUGUUUCAAAAAGAUAUCAUUGUCUGAUCAAAUUAUAUGUUUGCCGGCGGCAACGUAUUCUACAACAUUUAACAGUAACUAAAAUAGUUGAAAAAUUUUUUGGUGUAACUAUCCAUUCAAAGUUGUUUGUGCUCUUGAUGUCAGCCAGAACCCUAAACAUUUGCAAAACGUCAUAAUUUUUUGCCUGAGAAAAUUCCCGUUUGAUUUGGAAUCGAUCGGCGUCAUUUUCCAUUUUUUCCAUUUCAAAGCUUUCAAACCUCUUAAUAAACGUUUCCAGAUUUUUCUGUUGGUCUCCGCGAUUUGCACAUUCGUUUGCUGUUUCUUCUUAGUCACCUACCGCUACGGAGCCUGCAAAAUGCUCGGGUGCUUCGAGAACUUCAAGCGGCUCCAGAGACGUCGUCGUCAGAACUCGAGCCCCUAUGGCACUGGUCAAAUCACAAUGUUGGCGGCCAGUCCCUAUCAACAUCGGAAGUUGGCUUCUCCAAAUUCGGUCAGUUUUGAUAUUUUUCUUGAAAGAUUUGGAUGUUUGUACGGUCAUGAAUAUUCUUCAUUUUCCUUGUCAAUAAAAGCAAUUGGAGAGAAAAAAUUGAAGUAUGGACAAAAAUUCUCGGAUGAUCCAGCCUCAGUUUAACGGUCAUUUUUGGCAUGACAUGCAGAGCACAUAGGGAAGCUUGUAAAAUUUUCGAUUCUCACCAAAAUAUAUUUGAGGAAAACAUAGGCUCGUUCUGAAAAAAUCGAUUUUUCAAGCUAAUGAGAGAAGUAGGCAAAAAUGUACACCUCAAUGAUUUUUCAUUAAUAUUACCAAUAUGAGAAAAUGUUUCAGUCCGAAGGGAGCACCUCCGUCCUUGUCAUCAACGAAUCCCAGUGCAUGACUCUUCAAAGGCCUAAAGUUCCCCCUCCACCUCCGCCGUAAGUUUCAUUUUGCUCAGUUACGACAUAUUUUUCCUCACAGAACACCUUACUGUUACUCCUUAGUUUUAAAAAAACAAAAAGAGAUAAUAGUUUUCACAUGUAUCCAAAUAAAAAAGCGCCUUUUAUGAAAGACUGGAGUUUCAUUUUAACUUCAAUAACAAGGUCAUGAAUUUUUUAACUAUAGUAUAUUUCAUAGGCUCUAAAACUGAAGAAACGCCUAGAUAGAUGAAUAUUCUGAAAAGGAAAAAAAUAUCGUGCUUGAAAAACGGAUCAAAUUGAGUUCGAUAUUGGAAAUUAGCGUUACUUUAAUAAUAAGAAAAAAAUAGGAUUUUGAAAUUUCAGGGUUAGAGCUACCAUCCGAGUGGACGCUUCCAACGUUUUCGACACCUCUCGCAACACAGAAGAUCCUGAUGAUAUUUCCUGGAAAUUCCGUGACUUUUCAGGUAAACAAAACAUAAAGACUUUCAGGAGGAGAGAUAAUCAAGAAACUUCUCGUGUAGCAGACAAAUUUGAUGAAAUAUCGACAUAUGAAAAAAUGGGCCUUUUUGACAUUCUGAAAAGAAAUUGAUCGGAAUUUCUACAGCAUGAUACGAUCAAAUUUUCAGAAUAUCAAGGAGGUCCACGGCAAAUUUUUAGUAUUUCUCGGAAUCCGAUUUAGAGAUACCUGUUUGAAAGACUUUUCCCAUCCUCAAAAAGCGUUUUGCUAGCAGAUUUGAACAAAAAUUUAAAUGAAUUCUGAAUAUUCAAAAAAUGAAAAAAAAAUUUCAAGACGACGAGACGGAAGAAGUCGAAGAUUCUGCGCGCUUUUCCUCGUAUCCGCUGCCCCCCGGCGUCGCCACCUGUCCAUCUUAUCCUACGAGAGCUCCCAUCAACCGAGUGACUGUUGGUUUUUUGUUUGAUUCAGUCCGGCUCUGAAAAAAACCAUCGUUGAAAGUUCGUUCAAAAAAAAGUUGUUUCAUUAGUUACAGAAUAAACAUGAUGAUUUUGAAAAAUUAAGAACGAUUCGAGAAAUAUUUGACUUUGGUUUGAGGGUCGAUUUUCUUUGUGCAUGUUGAGCACCAAUUCUACUUUAAUCUCAAUGGUGUUUAUCGAAAUCUCUCUUUUCAAACUCAUAGUUUUAACAACAUCAAACGUUAGUUGAGCUUAUAUUUAUGUAAACGAAAUGGUUCCAGAUCAAGCCAUGAUUUUUCUCAUCUCCGUUUGCACUUGUUCCAUUCCGCCGCGCAAAGAAAAAAAUUUUUCAGGUCGAUCUGCAUAAUGACCGUUCGGAAAACGGCACCACGACUACUUCGUCCUGCUAA
This is a messenger RNA of Caenorhabditis auriculariae, 6255 nucleotides long. The record is from the annotation of a GenBank genome assembly. NCBI's taxonomy places the organism in Eukaryota, Metazoa, Nematoda, Chromadorea, Rhabditida, Rhabditidae.